AAAAUGAUAACACGCUUUGAAGCUCGCGAUCAGCGCCCUCUACUGGUCAAAACACAACAAAAUACAAGCGCGCUCUCAGUUAUAUAAUUAUCUAAUGCAAUGGAAUGCAUUCAUUUUAAUUACGGUCUGUGUGACCAAAUACAUUUAGGGAGCACUGUUUAUAAUCGAACCCUAAGCAUAAAGACUACAUUACCCAAGAUGCCAUGAGCGCGGCGCUGGAUGCGCGCCGACGUCACGCAACAAGCCCCGCCCCCAUCCGGGGAUAUGACACGCUCUCCUUCUGCAGUAUGGCGGCUUCAGCUAAAAAGAAUAAGAAAAAGGGUAAGACCCUUACCCUGACUGACUUCUUAGCGGAGGACAGCGGGGGAAAUGCUCCGCCGAGUUAUGCACCCACAAAGCCCACAAGCUGGGCCGACGAGACCGAUGACCUGGAGGGAGAUGUUACUACAUCCUGGCACACUGAAGAUGACGUGUAUCGUGCGCCGCCUAUCGAUCGGUCCAUUCUGCCAACGGCUCCACGUGCCGCCCGUGAGCCCAACAUCGACCGCUCCCGUCUGCCCCGCAGUCCCCCCUACACCGCAUUCCUGGGCAACCUCCCCUACGACGUCACUGAAGAAUCCAUCAAAAACUUCUUCCGUGGACUCAGUAUCAGUGCUGUUCGCCUCCCGAGGGAGCCCAGUAACCCAGAACGGCUGAAAGGCUUCGGCUAUGCAGAGUUUGAUGACAUAGAGUCUCUGUUGUGCGCACUAAGUCUCAAUGAAGAGAACCUUGGAAACCGUAGGAUCCGUGUGGACAUUGCUGACCAGUCCAAUGAGAAAGAGAGAGACGAGCGCUCCUCAUCCGGGCGGGAUCGUAACCGUAGUGAGCGAGACUUCGGCCCAGACAAGACUGAUUCUGACUGGCGGGCAAGGCCUAAAUCUGACACUGAUGACGGUCCACGCAGGGACGAAGCUUUUGGAGAGCGAUCCCGAGAUCGUUAUGAAUCAGACCGUUACCGUGACGGCCAGCGGUGGGACAAUGACCGCUAUGAUGGAGGAAGAGACAGAUACCGGGAACGUUAUGAUGACAGAGAGCGCAGAGACUACGACAGAGGUUAUGAUUCUCGCGGUGGGGGUCGUCGACCAUUUGGAAGUGGCUUUCGGCGCGACUAUGACGACCGGCGGGACGACGGUCGGGGCAGCGGGGAGCGCUAUGGUGAUCGUGAAGAGAGAUACGAGAGACGGGAUGAGAAGCACGAGGACAGUGGUCCCCUUCAGAGGCCCAAGCUGAACCUGAAGCCCCGCAGUGUUCCCAAAGAGGAAGGCCAGAGCAGCGGCCCUUCAGUCUCAUCGGGACGAGCUGCGUCCAUUUUCGGAGGAGCCAAACCGGUGGACACGGCAGCUAAAGAAAGAGAGGUGGAGGAGAGGCUUAAGAAAGAGCAAGAUAGACUGCAGAGGCAGCUGGAGGAGGUCAAAAGCAGAGGACCUGAACGCAAGCCCAGAGAGAGGCAUCCCAGCUGGCGUAGUGAGGACCAAGCAACUGAGCGCUCACGAACAGGAAGUGAGUCAUCACAAACAGGAAACACAUCGAGCAGGGCUCCGAGGCGUCGGGAGAGUGAGCGCUCUGUAGAAAAUGAGGUUUUCAGCAGCCGUGAUGAGGAUUCAUCCUCGCAUGGAAACCAGACUACUACUUCCAAGCAGGAGGGGCUGCCGCUGAAAGUUGUUCCAGCGCCGCCACCUAAGGAGAACGUUUGGGCGAAGAGGAGCGCCAUGAGUGCAGGAUCCAAUGAGAGUGAUAGUAAACCUGCCAUCUCUCCCAGCAGUAGCACGCCACCCAAAAGUGCAACAAGCUUAGCUGAUGCUCCUCAAAGAAAUAAAGAUGAAAACAAAGCAGAUGGGGUGCACCGGGACCGGGGCCCCUCUCGGGGUCGUGGUAGGGCCUCGGGCUCUGGAACAGGCAGGGGGCAUGGAGAAACCGCGAGCCGAGACCGAAGGAAGGAGACAGGAGACAGAAAGGAUGUGAGAAGAGAACGAGACCUCAGACCAGCACCAGAGCCAAAGAAAUUUGAGGAGCCUCCCAGCCCUAAAUUCAGCUCAGCCAGUAAAUACGCGGCUUUGCUGAUGGACGGGGAGCAGGGAGACAAAGAGCAGGGCGGAGACUAAGAGGUGGACGGACUGCACAGACAACGGUCUAAAUUGAAUUACAAAUUAAACCUACAGCUUUUGUUUCAUGCAGCACUGAAGGACCCAGAUGAGCCCUUUGAGAGCAAAAACCCAUUUUUAGAGCAACCCCUCCUCUUCAGGACUGAACCGAAAACCUAGUGGGAAAAUACAGGACUCGUUUUAAAGUAAAAAAAAAAAGAGAGUGUGGAAGGAUGAAUGCUUAUGACUAAUACAUUUUUGUGGGGGGUUACAAUACACAUGAAAGGGAUUCUGCUCUUGCAUACAUCAUAAGUUGAGUGCAUUUCUCAUUAGCUUGAUUGCACGUUGAGUGUCGGGAAAGUAGAAUGGGGAAAAGUGCCACAAGAUGAAUGUUUUUCCUGCACUUUAGUGCUUCCUGAGCUUUCUGAAAGAACAUUUACAGCAGUUGCUUUACCGAGAUCUCUGGUCAAGUAAAGGGGUCCCUGACCUGCAUUGUUCACCCAUCGGUUAUAAAUCUCACAACCUGGGUUUUAUGUCUUAAACUGGCAUUGGCCGACAGGUCUGAUGAUUUGUAUUCAGGGGUAACAGCCACUGAAUAACGGCCAGCAAGUUGGUUUCGGAUUGAUAUUUCUCUGCGCUGCUUUAAGCAGGAGUCUCCCAUUUUCUAACUUAUCCUUUUGAGGACUUUCUUAAGCCACUCCUUUGGACUGAUGUGCAAUAGGAAUUGACGUAUUCCUCGGAAUCUCAAUGUUUCUACAAAAGAGACUGCUG
This is a messenger RNA of Sinocyclocheilus anshuiensis, 2891 nucleotides long. RefSeq names its product eukaryotic translation initiation factor 4B-like. The coding region runs from base 204 to 2141 and encodes 645 amino acids. The record is from RefSeq and is a predicted model, not a curated record. Lineage: Eukaryota; Metazoa; Chordata; Actinopteri; Cypriniformes; Cyprinidae. Gene Ontology annotation, molecular function: RNA binding. The transcript has 15 exons.